GAUUUUAUAACGAAGAACACUCUGCUCGUACUCCAGUAUUCAUCCCUGGAAGUUGAAACCCUAACAGGCUUGCGGUUAAUUUACCAUUUCCAUUUCCAAAAUUGACCAAGAAAACAUCAGAGUAGACUCAAUGGCCAAUUUUCUUAUAGGCAGAACCUUGAGAUCGAUCAGAACCCCGAGCUUCAUCUACCGCAAUCGCCACUUCAGCUCUAUCGCCAACGUCCGGCAGAACGAACGCGAAGGUUCUGCGUCGUCGUUCACGUUCAACAGGGAAAAGGAUGAUAGCAUAUACGUGAAGGCACCGAAUGAUCCGAGUCAGAAAGGCGAGAGGGCGUCUUCGGUAACUAUGCCGACGUCGUUCAUGACGGGGUCAAUUGUGGGGAAAAGAUUCUAUCAGAAAGGGACCACAAGGGAGGCUGACGAUGGCAAUGGAUGGACGGUGAUGCUUGAUUAUAGGACUCUCAAAACUCCUUCUAAAAGGCCUCUUAAGUUGCCAACUUUGGCCCUCGCCAAGGCGAUUGCUGCUGAAUGGGAAUACCAGCAAACAGAUGGGAUCCGACCCUUUACGAUGCCUCUCAUGAAACUUGCCUGCACAGCACUGGAGAGAGUUCCAGUUACUCGUCCAAAGAUUAUUGAACAUUUAAUGAAGAAAUUCAAUCAAGAUUUAGUAUUUUGCCGAGCUCCUGAUGACAAUGAUCUCACAAGCUGUGUCCAUGAAAGGCAGGUGGAAAAAAUUGAUCCUUUGCUUGAUUGGAUAGAAUCAGAAUUUGGUUUUAAGCCUAUUUUGUACUCCAGCAUUUUUGGAGGGAAGCAGGACGAUGGUCUUGUGAAAGCCAUAGAAAAUGUUUUAAAAAGGACAGAUGAUUGUGAAUUGGCGGCUAUUGAUGCAAUGGCAGCUGCAGCACACUCUUUAGUCAUUGCUAUUGGCAUUUUUCGUGGGAAAUUGCAGAUUGAGGAAGCAAUUGAGUUGAUUAGACUUGAAGAAGAUUUACAGGUAGAUAAAUGGGGUUUGGUUGAAGGUGGGCAUGACCUAGAUAUAGCAGAUCUCAAAGUACAAAUUUCAUCAGCUACUGUCUUCCUUGGUCUUUCCCGAAGGAUUUGAUCUUCAUCUAUGACUGCACAGGUCGUCAUUUCAUGAGUUGGUUUUGAUCUACUUGAUCUAUUGUAAAUUAGAUUUCUUUUAACAUUAAUGCUCAAAAUUUUGGAGAAUUUUAUUGCCCUUCAUAAAUGAGGUUAGUGAAAAAUUGGAUGGUAGAUUUUUACCCUCUUGAAUAAUCAAGAAGUUUUUAUAAUAUGUCUUACUCAUAGGUGUUGUCAAUUA
This is a messenger RNA of Carica papaya (papaya), 1321 nucleotides long. RefSeq names its product ATP12 protein-like protein. Gene Ontology annotation, cellular component: mitochondrion. The record is from RefSeq and is a predicted model, not a curated record. Lineage: Eukaryota; Viridiplantae; Streptophyta; Magnoliopsida; Brassicales; Caricaceae. Gene Ontology annotation, biological process: mitochondrial proton-transporting ATP synthase complex assembly.